AUGCCUAACUCUCUGGAACAGCUCAAGGCCGCUGGCACCACCGUUGUCAGUGAUUCUGGUGAUUUUACUUCCAUCGGAAAAUACAAGCCACAAGAUGCCACCACCAACCCUUCGCUUAUCCUCGCAGCCUCCAAGAAAGAGGAAUAUGCCAAGCUUAUGGACGUUGCUGUUGCAUACGGAAAGGAGCACGGCGACUCAUUGGACGAAAAGAUUGAUGCCACUCUAGACAGGCUGUUGGUUGAGUUCGGAAAGGAGAUCUUAGCAAUUGUUCCAGGAAAGGUCUCCACCGAAGUCGAUGCUCGAUUUUCCUUCUCCACCAAAGGUUCAGUUGAUAAGGCAUUACACAUCAUCGAGCUUUACAAGUCCAUCGGUAUCGACAAGUCCCGCGUCUUGAUCAAGAUCGCUGCUACGUGGGAAGGUAUCCAGGCUGCCCGUAUUCUCCAAAAGGACCAUGCAAUCAACGUCAAUCUUACUCUCAUGUUCUCCCAAGUUCAAGCUAUUGCCGCCGCGGAGGCUGGGGCAUUCCUGAUCUCUCCUUUCGUUGGACGUAUUCUCGACUGGUACAAGGCAAAGACUGGAAAGACCUAUAGCAAGGAGGAAGACCCAGGAGUCGCCUCUGUUAAGGCUAUCUUCGAUUACUACAAGAAGUUCGGAUACAAGACCAUUGUCAUGGGUGCCUCUUUCCGAAAUGUCGGUGAGAUCACCGAAUUGGCCGGAUGCGACUACCUGACAAUUUCACCAAAUCUCCUUGAGGAAAUGAUGGGAUCCAAUGAUGACGUACCAAAGAAACUCGAUGCCGGAGGCGCUAAGAACCUCGAUAUCGAGAAGAAGUCAUAUGUCGACGAUGAGUCUCUUUUCCGUUUUGACUUCAACGAAGACCAAAUGGCUGUUGAGAAGCUCCGAGAAGGUAUCAGCAAAUUCGCCGCCGAUGCGCUUACCCUCAAAGAUAUCCUCCAGAAGAAGAUCGAGGCAUAG
Glarea lozoyensis ATCC 20868 is the source of this 975-nucleotide messenger RNA. Its product is annotated as Aldolase. NCBI's taxonomy places the organism in Eukaryota, Fungi, Ascomycota, Leotiomycetes, Helotiales, Helotiaceae. Gene Ontology annotation, cellular component: intracellular anatomical structure; cytoplasm. The transcript has 6 exons. The coding region runs from base 1 to 975 and encodes 324 amino acids. Gene Ontology annotation, molecular function: transaldolase activity. Gene Ontology annotation, biological process: carbohydrate metabolic process; pentose-phosphate shunt, non-oxidative branch; pentose-phosphate shunt. The record is from RefSeq and is a predicted model, not a curated record.